Molecule: messenger RNA, 742 nt
Organism: Glycine soja
Lineage: Eukaryota; Viridiplantae; Streptophyta; Magnoliopsida; Fabales; Fabaceae
Product: 50S ribosomal protein L28, chloroplastic
Exons: 3
Coding region: 18-494 (158 amino acids)
Biological process (GO): translation
Cellular component (GO): ribosome
Molecular function (GO): structural constituent of ribosome
Source: RefSeq, a predicted model, not a curated record
UUUUAUUGAGGGUGAAUAUGUAUAUUAUCCGGGUUGAGCGUGUGAAGUGGGAAGAGAUAAGGAAGGCAUUGAUAAUCAUAGCUAUGGCAACGGCGAGUGCAAGUUGUGCGGUAUCAUUUAGAAACAGCUUCGGUGUGAGUAAACCCUCGGAUCUUGGGUUCUUGAGCUCUCGUCUGAACGGCCUCAGAAUCUGCUUCCCCAAAUUGCCACCCACACCCCUCACUGCUUCUCCCUUCCCCACACCCCUCCCUAUCGUUGCCAAGAGAGUGUGUCCCUUCACUGGAAAGAAAUCAAACAGGGCCAACAAAGUAUCAUUUUCAAACCACAAGACAAAGAAACUGCAGUUUGUGAACCUUCAGUACAAGAGAAUUUGGUGGGAAGCAGGGAAGCGCUACGUAAAGCUUCGUUUGUCAACUAAGGCAUUGAAGACGAUAGAGAAGAAUGGACUUGAUGCAGUUGCAAAGAAGGCUGGAAUUGAUCUCAGGAAGAAAUAAGCCUAUCUAAUAAUUAUUGUAAUUUGUAUCAGAGUGGAAGAAUACAUUCAUGUUCCUUGGUGUUAAUUGUAGAAUUUUCUUUUGCGUAUAUUAUUUUCAAAAGCAAGUUGUGUUGAUGUUUGUAGAGAAACAAAAUAUGGCAAGGUCAUGAGCUUACUAGGCCAUGAGUCUCGCUAAUGGAAAUCUCUUUUGACAACCCCCUGAUCGUGGUGCUUAUAAUAAUGGCCAUGGAUAUCAUAGGAUCCUUA